Sinocyclocheilus rhinocerous is the source of this 399-nucleotide messenger RNA. Its product is annotated as WW domain-binding protein 2-like. Gene Ontology annotation, cellular component: nucleus. The record is from RefSeq and is a predicted model, not a curated record. Gene Ontology annotation, molecular function: chromatin DNA binding; transcription coactivator activity. The transcript has 2 exons. Gene Ontology annotation, biological process: positive regulation of DNA-templated transcription. Lineage: Eukaryota; Metazoa; Chordata; Actinopteri; Cypriniformes; Cyprinidae. Bases 160 to 384 code for a protein of 74 amino acids.
UGACGGCCGGGGGCGGAGAGAGAAGUCACGUGGUGCCGGAAAUAAAGUGCGCAACUGUUUCUCAAGGUGUUCAUCACUGAUCGCCGGUCAAUAACACACUCCGUUAUCAAAUAACAUCGCGCAGAAAUUAAUAUCUGUUUUAACUGAGUGUUAAUCGACAUGACGCUGAACCGAAACCAUCACCCGAACGGAGGAGUCCUGAUCCAGGCCGGAGAGAGCAUCUUACGAGAAUGCAAGAACGUUGAACUUUCCUUCAGUGACGUCACGCCCAAAAACGACCUGUUCAAGGGGACCAAGAAGGGCUCCGUCUACCUCACUCAGUACAGGGUAACUAUAACCCACCCAAACACAGAUUCAUCCAUAACAUGUCCAAAUACAGGUUAACUAAUCUAUAGCCCA